Molecule: messenger RNA, 3733 nt
Organism: Saccostrea echinata
Lineage: Eukaryota; Metazoa; Mollusca; Bivalvia; Ostreida; Ostreidae
Exons: 2
Coding region: 138-656 (172 amino acids)
Source: RefSeq, a predicted model, not a curated record
UCGAGGCAAAAUAAAUUAUAAUUAGAAAGUAAACAACUGACUGUAAUCUGCGUUCACGCAAUAAAGGAUAAAUUUGAGGAAAAAUUGUGGACUGAGAGAAAUAAACUCCAAGUUGAGUCAAAGUCUAUGACCAGACAAUGGCCUGCACAGCCAGGAAUGACUCAAUGGUUUUGGAGAGAGAACCUUUGCAACUAAACCAAGAAACACCUGCAGAAACAAAACCCAAUCACGAUGAUGCCGAACAGGUAGAGUUAUCUCUCCUGAUAGAAAACCAAGCACCUAAAAGCAAUGGAAAAAAUGUAUCAAGUUAUGCAAUAGACCCUGCAUACCAGAACACCACUGAAAACCCAUACAGAGAAACCACUGUGACAGUGCCCCACCUUGUGAAAAAAGUCCCAGAAGAUGACCUGACACCCCCACCCUGGAAAACCUUCAACCAGAUUUUGAUUAUGUCAUAUGUCAGUGUAUUUUUCUGUCUUUGUAUUGGGGUUUUCGCCAAUAGGGAGGCAUGGAAAGCCAAGAUGUAUAAUGGGAAAGGUCUGUAUGGCUUAGCUCAGAAGAGGGCCAAACGGGCAGUUAUAAUCAGCUACAUUGCUGUUGGAGGUGGAUUUAUAAUGAUCUUAUUAAUUAUACUUGCAGUGACAGGUGCUUUGUAAAUUCCCUUUUAUCCAGGAUCAUAGUUCACUCUAUUUUGGAGUGUUAUGUUGUAUAUAUAUAUAUAUUGGUGCAUAAUUAUAUUGAAUGUGUAUACAUGCUUCUUGACUCACACCCAUUAUAUCUUAUGUUGGGAAAAAAAAACAUUUCAAAUGGAAUAUAGUUUUUUUAAAAAAAUCUAUUUAUUUAGAUGCAAAUAUAUGCAUUUUUUUUCAAUUAUGUACAUUGGACAAAGGAAACAGCGUACUUUUAACUUGUGAUAAUAGAUUUGACAGAUUUUUUUAAUUCAUAUAUAUACAUUUUUACAUCUGAGAAAGGACUUAACACAAAAAAAGUGUAGAUUUCCAACCUGUUAAGUGAAAUUCAAAAUUAUUUAGAAGCAGUCAUUAAAUCUAAACUAACAUUGUCAAUAAUACUCUAAAAAGAUAGACACAAAAUAGGAUACCUGAUAAAUUUAUAUCAUCGUGAUAUAUAUAUGAACUUGUUAAUAUUAUUAAAUGCAAUUGUUUUUAUGAGCUUUCAUGUAAAAGUUGUGCUGAUUGAUUUUAACCAUAGUAUUUCAUAUACCCAUGCAUUGCCAUGAGCAUUUUAUAAUCUGCCUGAUGAAAUCAGUUAUAGAAGAUAUACAGUGUACUAGUCCUUGAUUUUCACCUUCAUAAACUUGCCAAUUUUUCACCAUUCUGAUAUACACAUGAGGUGAAUGAGUUAAGAUGUUAUGCAUUGUUCUGUAUUAUUUUUUUUUUCCACUACAAUUUUCAAUUUAUUGUGCCUAACAAACAUAUAUGGUACAUACCAGAAUUUUAAUGUCACCUAAAGAAAGAAAUGUUUUUAUAAUUCUUUGAUUUGUUUAUAUCUGUGAAACUUUUACUUCACAACAUUCCCUAUUUAUUAUUUGACAUGUGUUUUGUACAGCAAUUCUUAAAACCAGUCUCUUCUACGUACAGGCCUUUGCAUUGUAAAAAGAAAAAAAAAACAACAACAAAACAAAACUCAGCAUUAUGAAUCCAGUGUUAUUUCCUGCACUUGGUGUCAGUCGUGUGCGUGAUGUAUGAUGCAGCUCAUACAUUUUCAGUAAUACAUUAUUGAUUUUAUAAUCUUUCUAAAGCAAUGUUUCUAAAAUAAUAUGGUAUCAUGUGGCAUUGUUGAGUAAGUUUAGACCUAUCAUAAAAUUUCUGCUAUAAAUGAUUGCCAGACUAAAUGCCAUGAAGUAUAUUCCAGUAUAUGCACACACAUUUGGACUCGGUUGUUAAAUGAUUAACAGUUCUUUGAUUGCUCUACUGGUAAUGCUGCUGUAUUGUUCUUUUUCAAUCAUUUUUUUUAAUUAAUUUAUUAUAUUUUUUAAUUAGAUGCAGAGUAUUCUUCUGUUCAGUGGAUAUUAAUAACUUUUGUCUUACCAAGAUUGCAAAUUAUGAAUUUUUUUUAUAACUAUUUUUCUUGUAAUGGCACUUUGAAUUAUAAAGUUAAAUUUAAAUUAUCUAAACAUUAAUUUAUAAGCUACCUGUAAAGUAUACAUUUAUUUUCCAAUUCUGAGAAUCAGACAAUGAUACCAGAGGUAAAAAGAUAUAAUAUUAAUACACUGUAGAUGUGUAAAAGAUUGGAGUAUACUUUUUUAAAUGUCUCUAGUCAUGCUAAUGUUAAAUUGUCAACAAAACAACUAUUUUAAAACGCAAAAUAUUUAAACCAGUUUCUUUUUCUUUUACCAAGAGCUCACAUUCUAUAUCAAUACAUAUCAUACAGGUAAAGCACACUCAUUUGCUGAAUAAUUUUGUGCAAUUUUGUUUAUGAAAAACCCGGUUUCUCAUACAAUGCAUAACCUUUUAUAAAAUAGUUUCCCAAUUCCACAAACUUGAUUUUUUUGAUUUGGCCAUGUGGCUGACAAGUAUUUUUUUCAAUCCUUUUGAAUUGAACACAUACAUGUACAUGGUAUAACCUGAGCUGAUUUUACGGAUGAAAUCCAAAUAUAUUUUAAAAAGUUUGUGUUAAUAACUUUGAUAAGUAAUCACUUAAUAUUUAGAGUAUGCACAUUUGAUCACUAAAGAGUUAAAAUAUUGCAUCAAGAAUCUGUCAGAUGAAAAGUAUUUUAAAUCCUACUGUACAAUGUGAUACCAUGUUAAUUUGAUAAUGUGCAUUCAGAGUGAUUUCUGGGUCAAAUCUUCGGUCUAAUAUGCUUUGUAUUUACUUCAUCUGUUACCAUGAGAGAUUGGACUACUAGAUCUAGUGGAGUAACUAUCUCUUUUUUUUUAAGAUAUGAAUAUACAUGUAGCAUUUACUGCCACAUAACAUAUUUUUUUACAUAUAUAGAAAAGAACAUGGGAGAAAGGCAGAGAAAAUGCCUUUAGCUAAUUAAACCUUAGCAUUUUUUGUGAAUUAUUUCCUCAAUGUUUAUUAAUGAAUAUUUUAAUGAAAAUAUUAACUACAUUUACAUAAACCCAACUGUUGGUAUUUUCCUCAGCUUGUUCCUAUAUGUUUUUUUUUUUUUUUUUCAUUUCACUAUGCAUCCAAGAUGAUGUAGAUGCAUUUUAGGUUGUAUUAAUCACCAUGAUUUAAGAAAGUCUUACAAAUCCAUUUGCUUUUGUUCAUUGCAUCAUUACAUCACAUAAUAUUGUUGGGUUUUUUUUUAUAAUCAUAAAUAAAUAAUCCCCUACCUUAUAAAAAGUGAUAUCUUGUUUAUUUUAAGGAAAAAAUAUAACCUCAAAUACCUGCUGAAAUAUUGUAUAUUGGUAUGUUGCACAGUGAAUGUUCACUUUAGAUGUAUACCAAGAACUUUCAAAUCCAAUCUGGAUUAUAAUCCUACAUAUUUUGACCAUCUUUACAUUAUUAAAUAACUUUUGCUUUCAUUCCCUCAGUGUAUCCGACAUACAAAGUAGUAUAAGAUAGGGAUAGUUAUUUUUGUAUAGUGCAAUUCUGUGUCACAUUAGUGUAUACAUGUACAUUUUUAGAUCUAAAUUUUACCAAGGAUCAUGUUUUCAACAUGGGAAAUAUAUUGAUGUUGAAGCUUAACAAUGUUGUUCAAAGUAUGAUUCAUUAUUCAAUUCAUUUGAUUAUAAAUAUUUUACAAGUAAACUUUGCUUUUUUGAUU